ACUAGAUCUUGAUUUCGUACCCGAUAUUAACCGUCCCGAGUGGCUUGCAUUAGUGGACUCUUGAGCAUCAUCCAUUUAAAAAAAAAACGUCAUGGGUCUUCUUGCUUCCAACAAUCAUCAACUUCAUCUCAGCCACUUAGAGCAUCGCGUUCCAAUGCCGCGCUCACUAUCUGCCGUCUCGUCGCUCGAGAUCCGAGAUCUUAAUAGAGAUCAGAUCCGCUUUUAUCAUCCUGGCUACUUGAAACCGCUGAACCUUCUUUUUUGCCUCCCGCGUGUCGACUACAAUACGACAGAGGGGGCUUUUGGUGUGCACUAUUUGACGGCCCUUACAGCGUGCCAGGUCGUCGCGAAUAAUGCUUUUGAGAAAGGGUACCUAGCGAGAGAUGAGAGAGGAAAGGAUAGAGUAUCUGAAGACGAGACGAUACUGCUGCAGCGAGACUACUGGUUCUUCGUCGAGGGCGAUGGUAAUGAUCGAUAUGCAAUUGUUCCAAGCUUCAGAGACUGGCAAUUUCCCCAUGACAGACUACCUGAAUGGUGGAGUGUCCCAACCUCUAGAACAUCACUCUAUGCGAAGAGGUGUGCCAUCACAAACACCAGCUAUGCCUUUACAUGGGCGCAUCUGAUCCCCAGAGAAGAACAGAGUUGGUUCAGCAAAAAUGGCAUGGGUCUUUACGGUGGUGGAUCACAUACCAUCGAUGACCCUCACAAUAUUCUACCGCUCAAGGCGGACCUCUACGUAUGCUUUGAUCAAAGCGUUUUUGCUCUGAUUCCAAAGCAAAGCGGUCAAGCAAAUGGAGUUGAAGCAAACAGCCAAUAUGUUCUUCAUGUACUUGACGGAAGGGAAGCAGAGUUCACAGCCUUGUAUCAGAACCGUCCCGUCGAGACGUUAGUUGAAGGAAGCCGAGAAUAUCUCUUUGCACGUUUCGCCUGGUCCAUCUUCUCAUUUCUAAAGCCCUUCCUUACAUCCGGCGUCGGACGGAGGGUUGUCAGAUUCCGCCUCAGAGCUUCCGAUGACGAUGCUGAAGAGGAGCACCUCAUCUCGGAGAUGCAGAAUGUCUUUCUCGACUCUAGAAAGCUUGAAUCUUUAUAUGGAGGUGGACACCGACGGAAGACGGUAUCUUUGGAGGAUUCUUAUGUGGAUGUUGAGGACGAAUGGGAUGAUGAAAAUCCUGGACGGACUGAGAUGGAAGGGUAGUGUGACUUUUUAUGAACUAUGUAUUUGAUUAGCGUGAGGCGAUUGCUAAUGAUUUGUCUGAUUUAGGAGAAGAAGGAGGUAGUCUUUGAUGACGGUAUUUGUUUAAAUUGGCUUUAAUGAAAUUGACGAUUUGUGA
Fusarium oxysporum Fo47 is the source of this 1331-nucleotide messenger RNA. RefSeq names its product HNH endonuclease signature motif containing protein. The record is from RefSeq and is a predicted model, not a curated record. Bases 92 to 1195 code for a protein of 367 amino acids. Lineage: Eukaryota; Fungi; Ascomycota; Sordariomycetes; Hypocreales; Nectriaceae. The transcript has 3 exons.